Molecule: messenger RNA, 4904 nt
Organism: Notolabrus celidotus (New Zealand spotty)
Lineage: Eukaryota; Metazoa; Chordata; Actinopteri; Labriformes; Labridae
Gene: plppr3b
Product: phospholipid phosphatase related 3b
Exons: 8
Coding region: 358-2601 (747 amino acids)
Biological process (GO): phospholipid dephosphorylation; signal transduction; phospholipid metabolic process
Molecular function (GO): phosphatidate phosphatase activity
Source: RefSeq, a predicted model, not a curated record
UUGAGGUGGAUGGGUGUAGCAGUUAAAUGAUUGUUUGUCCCUCAUGUGUUUGAAAAAGGAGGCACUGAUCACCCCUCAUAUAGACUGAAACACCUCCACGAGUCUCUCUCUCUCUAACACACACACACACACACACACAGUGCAGCAGCAGCAGAUCAUCAGGAGGCGGCUCUGCGUUAUUUUCCGGGAGGCACGGAUCUUACACCGGUACGAACGGAACCAGAAGCGGACCGCUGUUACUCUGGUCGGCAGGCAGGUAUUUUCGGUGAUCCUGCUCCAGUUCCGGCUCCGGUUCUGCUGCAGGAGGAGGAAACGUGACGGGAAUCAGAGUGGAUCGAUGGUUUGAGCUGAAUCAAGAUGAUGAUGAACUCGUCAGAGAAGAUGAAGAAGAAACCUCCCAAGGACAGUCUGACUCUGCUGCCAUGUUUCUACUUUGUGGAGCUGCCCAUUGUGGCUUCUUCUAUGGUAUCUCUGUACUUCCUGGAGCUGACUGAUGUGGUGCAGCCUGCUCAGGUGGGUUUCCGCUGCCAUGACAGAGACCUCAGUAUGCCGUAUGUGGACGGAGGAGACGAGCUGAUCCCCCUGCUGAUGCUGCUGAGCCUCGCCUUCGCCGGACCAGCUGCCUCGAUCAUGCUGGUUGAAGGUCUGGUGUACUGUCUGCAGUCCAGACUGAAGCUCCGCAGAGCUGAAGGAAGCAUCAACGCCGGGGGCUGCAACUUUAACUCCUUCCUCAGGAGGACGGUGCGCUUCGUAGGUGUGCAUGUGUUCGGUCUGUGUGCGACGGCUCUGGUCACUGACAUCAUCCAGCUGUCGACGGGUUACCACGCCCCCUUUUUUCUAACUGUCUGUAAACCGAACUACACGCUGGCGGGCAUGUCAUGUGACCAUAACACUUACAUCACUAAAGACAUCUGCUCUGGUCAUGACCAGCAUGCAAUCAUGGCUGCCAGGAAAACCUUCCCUUCCCAACAUGCAACUCUGUCCGCCUUUGCUGCUGUUUACGUUUCAAUGUAUUUUAACUCCACCAUCUCUGACAGCACCAAGCUCCUCAAACCCGUGCUGGUGUUUGCAUUUGCGAUUGCAGCAGCGUUGACGGGUCUGACUCAGAUCACACAGCACCGCAGUCACCCCAUUGAUGUCUACGUUGGCUUCCUGAUCGGUGCCUUCAUCGCUGCAUACCUGGCUUUUCACGCAGUCGCCAACUUUAGGUCUUCUGAUGACAUCAUCGCAGUCCCGCCUCCUCCACCCCCCAAGCAGGACCCUUUGCGAGCUCUGACGGAGCGAGGACAUGAGUCUGUCUACAACAAAGGUCCAGCCUCCGCCUCAGAAAGUAAUGAUGAGAUUGCAGCUGCUCCAGCCCCCUUGGACAGGCUUGAGGGCCUAGGGCCCCUGGGGCCCCUGGAGCCUCUGCAGAGGGAGAAGGACUCCAUGGGGAGCCUGAAGAGGGCCAGUGUGGACGUGGAGCUACUGGCCCCGCGCAGCCCCAUGGGUAAGGAGACCAUGCUGACCUUUAGCAACACACUGCCCAGAGCUAGCAUGAAUGCCAAUGGGGUCCUGGGGGCCAACCCGGGGCCUGAGGUGCAGGCAGUGCAGCCAGUGCAGCAGGUGCAGCCGGUGCAGAGACGUUUGAAGGCAGUACAGGUUCCUGUGGACCCGAUGAGAUCUUCACAGCUGGUGUCGGAGUGGAAGCAGAAGUCGAUGGAGAUGAGGGGCCUGAGUAUGCGUGACGAUGCUGAGCGUGAGGCCAGCGAGGACGGCUCCGAGGUGGGCUCUGUAGGGACAGAUGAGGGGGGGUCCCAGGGCCACGUCUACCAGCACCCAGUGCAGUCAGGGAGGGCACCCUCUAGUCGAAACCCCACCCCACCACCAGGAGGUCCUAAAGCCGUUGCCACUCCAAGACCACCGCAGAUCCCGGAAGCAGGACCCCCACCCGUGUCCCCUAAGAGUGCCCUUACUCGGGCCAAAUGGCUCGCCAUCCGAGAGAAGACCAGCGGGGAUGGGUCAGCCCGCAGUGCCACCAACCAGCCACGGAUUUUGCAGGUCAUCGCCAUGUCCAAGCAGCAGGGGCUCCUCCCCUCCUCCUCUUCAGGGGAGAAAUCCUCCGAGAGCACCUCCACAUGCUCCGGCACCUCCUCCAACACCGACUCCCCACAUUACCGCCCCCCCUCAGAGCCACAGAGGGAGGGGUUGGGUAUUAUCACUGUGGAUGCUCAUGCCCCUCACCAUCCAGUUGUCCAAGCCCCACCCCCUCAUCACGCACCACCCCUUACAGGUAAUGGUAACCCAUGGGAGUGGGCCGGGGCACCAAAUGGUGGUGACCAGCGGGACACAUAUGACCUCAACAGCAUGACCCGGGGAGACUCUGCUGCUCGUGGCAGCAGCUUCCGGCCCCAACGAUCUGCCUCACCACGUGCUGCCCUGGACUCUGACCCAGCCCCACCCCCGUCCCACCCCCAGGUGGAGAUGUCUGCAGAGGCUCAGCGCCGGGAGAUGGCCAUGAGGCGCAAGACGGCUCUGGUUCUAUUGGAUCGAGAGAUCAGAAACCAGAACGAGCAGGAGAACUUUUAUAAGAGCUUACAGGGACGCAGGUUUAAAGAUUAGUCUCUUACCUUUCAAAAUAAAAGCCUUAUUUUCAAACUGCUCUGCACAGAACCUGGACAGCAGAGAGGAAGUGUGAAUGUGCAUUCUGUGGUUUCAUGUGAUGGACAGGUGGAGGUCAAAAAGUGAAAGGUUUCAUCCUGGAGGUCAGAUCGUGGCUCAACACUGGGACAGUUUCUCUGUGGCGAACAGCCGACUUAUUCAUGUUGAUGUUGUUAUUAUUAUUAUUAUUAUUAUUAUUAUUAUUAUUAUUAUUAUUAUUAUUAAUCAUUUAAUAACUCAAAUCUAUGACCAAGCCUAGGGUUACCAGAGAUAGACAUUUAAACAGAAAACAAGCAAAUGAAACACGCUUCCUGAUUUGGGCUCCCUUGUACUCAAACAGACUGCAGAGAGAUGUUUGCUUUAGGGUGUGUCUUUCUGUGAUUGACAAGUUGCUACCAUGCUACCAUAACCUGUCAACCAGAAAACAACAGUUUGCAAAAACACGAGUGCAGGUUGUUUUCACAAUACCUGGUUUGUAUGGCUGUACGACUAACACAAUCAGCCUGUUGUUCACCAUACAUUUUAUUUUUACACCAGCUUCAUGUUUCAUCCUGAUUCUAGCUUUGUUAAGACCCAGCUCACUCGGUUCAUCAGCUGUACUUGAGUUCAUACCUCAGACUGUUUCAGAGUUAGGAUGGGUGUGAUGCCAUCAUCAGAGUGCAGAGCAGCUUUAAAAUACCUUAUCGUCUUAGAAACACUCUGCUCCUCGCCCACAGAUCUUACUCCAAACGCAUCAUUUUACACUCAGACUGUUGGACAUCUCCUCCCCUCCCCUGACAGACUCCAGGAGAAAAACAGAUUCACAGUUUGAGCCUCAAAGAAAAAGCAGCACAGAAAACCUGCUCGAAUGUGAAACGACACCAAAUCUGCCUCAAACCACAGAGAAGCACCUUAAAUCUGCUCCUGUGACAAGUUCUUUAUACAGCUCCAUUCAUACACAGAGCAAGUCCAAGCUCUCUGCAAACACAAGACUAAUGUGAGCAUCUUCAAAAGAAUUAUGAAAGAAAAAAUAUAGAAAAAGAAAGAAAGACAGACAGAAGGAGAGAGGGAGAGAAAGAAAGAUAGAGAGAGCAAUAAAGAGGCAAGACAGGCUAAAAACCAACAGAACAAUAUUUAAGAAUAUUUGAAUAAAUUGAGAGAUUACUAUUGUAUAAUUUACUCUGCGUGCCCACUAGUGUAUCAGUGUACUGAAGUCUACUUCAGAGUCCUACUGUCCUGACGGACACAGAUUCACCUGCUGGUCUCACCUCAAUCCAAAUAGAUUCUAUACAAUAGUUCAUCCCGCAACAUCUCCCCUCGGAUGCAGGCUCAGAGUUUGCUCUGUCACAGCCCUGAACUGCCCCACAAACCCCACACAGGGGGCUGUGGUGGUAGUCCACCCACAGGCUGUACACAUUGUGGGUUUGGUCUGUCAGUGAUCACCAUCCAUCUGGACUCUCAGACUGGUUGGUCUCAUGGAAAUUAACUCGACUCGAGGGGACAUCUUCCCCUGGGUUUAGACUCACAGGCUCCUCCGCCUGUGUGGGGUCACAGCUCACAGGCUGGCUCAGACUUCUGGAUACACUUACCAAUCUCAACACAACUGAAACCAGCAAGUUCUUUAAAUUGAUUCAUUGAAAGUCAUUAAAACAGUAUGACGGAGAAUCAGGACGACAUUAAGGGAAAAAUAUCAAAUUUUAAAAAGGAAAGUCCUAAUAUAACAAUGAUAAAGUCAAAGUAAAGUCAUAAUAUAACAAGGAAAAAGUCGUUACAUGGAUUAAGUCAUAACAUGAGAAUACAGUCAUGAUUUAGCUAGGAAAAAGUCAUACUAUAACGAGGAUAACAUCAUAACAUAACAAGGAUAAAGUUGACCUAUUUUUAAAGGGAAAGCUGAGCAGCCAGCUGCCUGUUCAAAAAUGAAGAAUGUGAAGCAUCUUGUUGAAUUACACUUUAGAGAGUGUUUCAUAAAAUGAUAAAAUACUAAAUAUUUGGGCACAUCAGCUCCACAUAGUUAAAAGUAUAAAGACUCUUUUCACAUCUUGACUUUAUUCUUCAACAUCUUGACUUUAUUCUCUUAAUCUUGAUUGUUAGUUUCUUUAAUGUGGCCCGAACACUCCAUCAUAAAAUGGUACAUAGCAGUUCUUAAAAAAUAAUAAUAAUUCAUAUAAAUAAGUUUGCAUCCAUAAGGAGUUAAGCCAAGUUGAACAGAGUAAGAGGUGCUCUGGGUCUGACAUCAUCGGGGGGAUUAUUCAGGUCUAAGCUGAAUAAUAAAAAGUUGCUUCUCC